AUGUCGGUCAGCUCGGGUCAAUCGCUCCAGCUGGCCGACUACCUGGAGAAGCUGCCAGGCACCACGUUCAGGAGACUGUAUCUGCAGCCUUCGACGGCCUUUGCCAUAUUCCGGAGGAUGAUACCGCCGCUGGCCAAAACGAUAGUCAUGGCCAUCCUCUACAUGCCGAAGCCGAUGCCCCUCGAGGACCUCGACCUCUGGGUGAAACCAGAAGCGCGACGGCAAAAAGACAUGGCCCUCUCGACCAUCAAGAGCCUGCACAUCGUCCACAUCACGGCCCCCUCCAAGGAACGCCCGCAGGAGAUGCAGCUCACGACGAACUUCAAGACCUCCCUCCGCCUCGCCCUCGAGGGCGGCGGCUCCCACAACUCCUUCGGCGUCCCCUCCAACCUCCCCGUCCCGCCCGAGAUCACCGUCCCCUUCCUCGACCGCUACGCCCGCCGCAAGUGGGACGACAUCCUCCACUACAUUGUCAACACCGUCAACCCCGGCUCGGCCGAUCUGGGCGGGCCUAAGUCGUCCGUCAAGAACCUGCUCGUCGCCGGCCAGCUCGUCCGCCGCAACGGCUCCGCCGUCUCCAUCACACAGGCCGGCUUCACCUUCCUCCUGCAGGAGGCCAACGCCCAGGUCUGGACCCUGCUGCUGCUCUGGCUCGAGGCCACCGACCACGCCCAGGACUCCGCCGGCAUGGAGAGCACCGACAUGCUGAGCUUCCUGUUCCUCCUCGCUAGUCUCGAGCUGGGACGCGCCUACGACACGGACGCCCUGACCGAGGAGCGGCGCAACAUGCUGCCAAGCCUGAUGGACUUCGGACUCAUCUACAUCCCCGGCCACAAGCCGAGCCAAUACUUCCCGACGCGCCUCGCGACGACGCUGACGAGCAGCUCUAGUGCGCUGCGCAGCGCGAGCGCAGGCUUCUCGGCGGCUCUCGCGGCAGCCUCCGGCCCGCGUCCUUCGAACGGCAUCACGCCCGGCGGCAGCGACGACGCCAAGGGCGGCAGCAUCAUCGUGGAGACGAAUUACCGCGUGUACGCCUACGGCCAGACGCCGCUGCAGAUUGCCGUCCUCUCGCUCUUCUGCAAGCUCAAGCUGCGGUUCUCCGACAUGGUCAGUGGCCGCUUGACGCGCAACUCGAUCCGCAACGCGGUCGAGCGCGGCAUCACCGCCGACCAGAUCAUCUCGUACCUGGCGAACCACGCCCACGAACAGAUGCACCGCAUGGCCGCGGUCCGCAGCCGGCCCGUGCUUCCCCCGACGGUGGUCGACCAGAUCCGACUGUGGCAGCUGGAGACGGAGCGUAUGACGACGACGAGCGGGUUUCUGUUUCGCGAUUUCGACAGUCCUAAGGAGUAUGAGGAUAUCGCGGGCUACGCGGCCGAGAUCGGGGUGUUGGUGUGGCGCAACGACAAGCUGGGCAUGUUCUUCGCUAGCAAGCACGAGCAAAUUAGGGAUUAUCUCAAGCUGAGGAAGAAAGCGGAGGACUAG
Molecule: messenger RNA, 1485 nt
Organism: Colletotrichum karsti
Lineage: Eukaryota; Fungi; Ascomycota; Sordariomycetes; Glomerellales; Glomerellaceae
Product: putative transcription factor tfb2
Exons: 3
Coding region: 1-1485 (494 amino acids)
Biological process (GO): nucleotide-excision repair
Cellular component (GO): transcription factor TFIIH holo complex; transcription factor TFIIH core complex
Molecular function (GO): double-stranded DNA binding; ATPase activator activity
Source: RefSeq, a predicted model, not a curated record